GUCCCGCCCUCCCUCACUCCCACCAGCCAUUUAGGCAUGCAAAACACAGGGAAAAAAACCCCAGCACAUAAUUCAACCUUAAUGAUGUCUGAAUCCCGGUAAGCAUACUGGUGUUGGAAAGAAAAGAUGCGUUCACGCAGAGACGCGCUCAGUUUCCGAAAUGGGAUUUACUUUGGGCAAACUUUCUGCGGAGCUCAACCAUUUGCAAGCUUGCUGCUCAGACUUUGAGCCUCUUUUCCUCCUUCAUGGAUGGAAACCAAGCGGAAGGGAAGCAUUGCUGGGAAACUCGCGCGUGCGUUAGUUUCCCUAAGGUGUAAAGUUUCGUAAAGUUUCCUAAGUUGGAUUUGUUGUGCAACACAGAGCCGGGUCAAUGGGAACGCGGCGUUAGUUUACAAGUUGUACAAGCAAAGACGCAAAAAAAAAAAAAAAACAAGACGGUGGAUCUAUCGAUGGACUAAAAAAACUAACAAAAACCGAAGGAAUUUAGACGCCAAAGAGUCGAGAAGGAAGAGAGACGCGAUGGCAGACAAGCAGACGCAGAGGAAAGCUGCGGUUUACCGGAGUGUCUCUUUCAAAAAGUUGCACAAUUGGAAGGCCAAUAAAAGCAGUCCGGGAGCCGAGGAUCAGCGCCACGGCUCGAAGGAUUUGGAGACUGGAGGAGCCCUUCCCCCUCCGGCUGCACAGCCCUCGGAUAUGCGCAGUGCUGCUGUGGCUAGAAAAGUUUCCAAAAUUUCAGCAGCCAGCCUCUCGAGGGCAGAGCUGAAGAAGGGCUCCACUCAUACCAUUUCACCCUCAAUCCGCCAGCUCUCAGAAAAGUUUGGAACAAACACAAAUUCAGGCAGCACUUCAGUCCUUCAGUCUGCAGUUUCCAAUAGGAUUAGAUCUCCGGAUGGUGCGUCUUCUCAGGACAUUUCAGGAUGUUUCCCUGAUCAGAGCAAAGAUCUUUCAGGAACCCUGACCAACAAACUUUUGGAUCAUAAGUGUCAGGAAUCCGUCUCUGGUUCGGAUUCAGACGCAGGUCAUAAACGGAGGGUUCGAAAGAUCGGAGGUGGCAUAAAGGCAGGUAAGAGUGAUUAUUCUGAAAUCAGUGAUGGCUCUGACAGCUUUAGUGGUAACACUUUAAAUUCAGAAGAUGAUAUUUGUGUCCUAGGAAUUUCGACAUGCAAGUCUCAUCGCCGCCAUCGCUCUUCCCAAGGUGAAACUAUUCAUGUUGAUUCAAGCUGGCCGAGCGUUACAAAAAUUAGAGAGCUUUUUGGGGAUGGUCACAGAACAAAGCACAAGUCAAUGUCGGAUGGAGAGGACUUGAGAUCUGAUGACUAUCGCCAUCACGGUUCAUACAGCACAAAAGACAGCAACACGUCCUCAGACAAGAGCGACAGGCAGUCGCCACUACAGCCAAGAGGACACUGGCAGGAUACAAACAGCUCAGACCAUGAUGCUAACAAACAGCAGGGUAUGGACUCUGAUUUUAGCACAGAAAAGCAUUCUAAUGAAGGUGAUCUGAGCGCUGUGACAAGAAAACUGCCAACGGAUAUAAGUAGAGUUGAGACUCACAAAAGUGGCAGAAAGGGCUGGACAGACAGUGACCUCCGACUCACUCCACCCACUCCUCCACCUCGCAGUAGUUCUGUUGCACUGCCUCUCAGGUCCCAUUCGUGUGCUUACAGUGAGCAGCUGCAGGAGCAGAGACAGAGGGCAAAGCAGCCACAGCCAUCAGAUAGUUUGCAUUCCUCACAUAGCUCCUCAAAACCACAGACGGGCUCCUCCGUGGAAUCGGUCAGCACUCGUGAGAGAUUGAGCUCUGGAGAAGAGGAGGACGAAUCUGGAGGGCAGACGGGUAGAAAAGCACUCUCAUUUGUGCACAGCAGUGAAGGAAUUGGCACACACAUUUCAAGGAACAAGCAUGAUGCCUGGGCCAAACUCCCUCAUAGGUCUUCAGGUAGUGAGGAAGACAGCCCAGCUGGAUUAGCUCAUCAAGUUCGACGUCGUUCUUUGAGGAAAAAGAAGAAAAGUAAUUGUAGUAGAGAGAAUGAGGAGUCUGAUGACAGUGACGACCAGCACGUAAUGAUGGAGCACCUCGAGCGCCACCAGCGUUCAUGUGAUUCCCAAAUGGAGGGACGUAGGCUUGACAGCUUGCGGUCUAAGGCUAGCUUUAGUGGGCAGAUGUGUGAGAGAGGGAACAUAGCUCGAGGUUCGUCUGUGGUACAGGACAAUUAUAAACACCUAUGUAAAGCUUCUGAGGGACAAGUUGGCACCAGUAAUGUCCCGUUUGUAUCACGCGUGUCGAAGGUAACCAUUCCCUCAUUUCUCUCCACCCCCUUGGGGUCACGCUGUAGCAGCAGAUAUUCCAGCACUGAGACUCUAAAGGCUGAAGAUCUUGUGAGUUCAACGUCUAACAGAGCCUCAUCUUCUGUCCUAAGCAAAACAUAUCAUGGCAAUGCUACUAUGUACCGCUCACCUAGUUUUGGGCAUGGAGACAAUUUUUCUCGGGCCCCUGUCCGUGUUCGUCCCCGGGUGGUGCCUAGCUUGAAUCAAGGAGAAGGCAUUCCUAAAGCUGCAGAAAACAGACUUGGUCGCCGUUCUGUCAGUCAUGAAAAAGAUAAAGACAGAAUAUCCAUGUCAAAUCCUGAUAUUGCUUCAGAAACAUUGUCACUGCUGAGUUACCUGAAAACUGAUUUAUCAGAGCUAAGAAUGAAGAAGAGAGGCCAAGAUGGUGAGGAAAGUCUGAACUCCAGCUUUCAGGGUGUCCAAAGUGCAUCAACUAUGUACAAAAUGGGCUCAAGAACCUCAGCAUUGAACUCUAGACGGCCCUCACUAAAGGACCUCACUGCUACAUUGAGGAGAACCAAAUCUUUCACUUACUCAGAGAAACCAUUAGGGUCAGCUAUGAGGAGUUCCUCUGAGCAAAGACUGGACCAUGAAAGUGAUGGAGAUCGAGUAGUCAUUUCUGAUAGAGAGGUGGAAAGUGAUGAUUGUAGAGGUUGUUAUGACUAUGAAGAGCCAAUGCCAACCCCUCUACAAGAUCGCUACGUUCAAGAAGCAAGACAGGUAAUAAGGGAUAUUUGUCAAAUGAGUGCUAACAAGGAUUAUGAUGAUGAAGAUGAUGAUGAUGAUGAUAUUUCAGGGUUUAAAAGAAAUGGGAAUGUUGACAUGGUGGAAGAUAAUAAAGAAAUUAAUCAGAUAAAGCAAGUGGAGAAGAUGGAUGGACAGAUUGUAGAUACUGUAAACAAAAAACAGGCUGAUCUAGAAAGUGGAAAAUGUUUACCUAGGGGAAAUUCAGAGGAGAACAUGUUUGUUGAUAAGUCAUUGGAUGAACUUUCAGGACAUGAAUCAAGUCUGACAGAUGAAGGAAUUGUCACAGAGCCGGAGGCUGGCUCAUAUGGAGGACUGCCCUCUGGAACCGACUUGCUAGGCCAGACGCUCACUGUUUGGACUCAGUCUGGACUGUAUGAGGAACAGUCACCCAACAUGACGCCGGAGAAGUCUCUUUCCACUCCUGUCCCAUCUGUCAGGACAGAAUAUGAGGCAGUAGCUAUAGGAGGAGAUGUAAGCAUCAGUAAAAAUGUUAACCAGGCUUCUUCAGAGGCUCCACCUACUCCCAGCGCUCUUCGAAGACGGAGAAAAUUCUCCUCAGCUGCCAACAAUGGCUCAGACUCCAGCAAUGGCAGUAAUGGGGAGUCAAACAGUGAGUCUGCAUACCGCUCUCUCAGUGAUCCCAUGCCACAUCGAAGUCGCUCGGUGGCAGAGGAUGGCAAUAACAGCUUUUCUGUGGACAGCAACCUACUUGGCUCACUCUCUCUAAACUCAAAGGUGGGUGUAAGUGUAGAUUCCUCUGCAGCGGAUCUGUCGGAGUGUACUGGCAGUGCAGCUAGUGACCUGUCAGUGUAUAGUGACUCUCUGCGAGAUUACAGCACUGUGAUACAGAGCAUAGUGCAUGAACCCGGUGCAAUGGACAAGCUCAUUGAUGAGAAGGCAAAUGGAAAAGCAGUGAAAAAGAAGAGCUUUAGUGACCCCAGCAGACGGGGAGAACUGGCCUCUCCAGCACUUGAAGUCCAGAAACAUCCUAAGGAACCUAUUAACGAGUUAGAGCAGCCCAUUCCUCCUUCCAGCAGUGAGCCAAUCUUGUCGGAGCAAAGAGAUGAGCUGUGGGAGCUGAACAGUGAGCAAUGUCAGCGGUAUUCCAACAGGAGGUCUCGAUCCCAAUCAGAGCAUGUUUUGCCCUGCCACCUUGACCGCAAUGGAGUUAAUAAAGUGGGAAACGAGGAGCCAAAGUUGCCCUUUGACCCAAAGCUGGCCCAGGUUUUGUCUCCCUGCAUAAGUCGUCGCGGUUAUAAGAAACGCACACACCGAGUCACCCAUCAACAGUCUUGUGAUGAUGGGGACCAAUUAGAGGAGCAGCAAGAGGAUCAAUCCUAUGAAGAUCAUCUGGAUCCUUCCAAGUCCAUCCUGCCUCAACUUCCUGCACCUAAAAUAAGGCCCAAACAUGUACGCCAUGCCAGCGAGCCUGCAACAUUUGUGCCCAUGACAUCAUCUAACCAGCAACUUAGCUCUUUCAAGAGCCCUGAACCCCAACAAGUCUCAAGACACAGACAAGGAGAGGGAACUCCAUCUUUGGAAGAUGUGACGGAACAAUACAUCCUGGCUUUGAAUCCACCUGAGGGGUCUUCAGACAUCCCUGCUGAUGGAGCUGUUGUGGAAGGUACCAGCUCUGUUCCUGCAAUGGCCACCAUUGACCCCAAACUGCAGAGGAAGUCCAGUGAUGAGCUGACCCAGGCCCCGCUUAAAACCAAGCCACAAGUGGAUAUGAGAAGACAUGUCAUGAUGACGCUACUGGACACUGAACAGUCAUAUGUGGACUCUCUGAGAACACUGAUUCAGAGCUACCUGAAGCCACUGAAGCAGCCUGAGAGCUCGCCGCUCUGUGACCCGUCUCUGGUCGACGAGAUGUUCUACCAGAUCCCUGAAAUCCUGGAGCACCACGAGCUCUUCCUGGAGCAGGUGAUCAGCUGUGUUAAUGACUGGCACGAUCGCCAGACUAUCGGCGACCUCCUCGUACAGUCGUUUUCCAAAGAGGUACUGGCUAACAUUUACUCUGCAUACAUCGACAACUUCUUGAACGCCAAAGACGCAGUGAGGAUUGCUAAAGAAGCCAAACCUGCUUUCAUGAAGUUUUUGGAGCAAAGUAUGCGAGAGAAUAAAGAGAAGCAAGCUUUGGGUGAUCUGAUGAUCAAACCUGUGCAGCGCAUCCCGCGCUAUGAGCUCUUAGUCAAAGAUUUGUUGAAACACACUCCAGAAGACCACCCGGACCACGGUCACCUGUUGGAUGCUCAGAAGAACAUAAAGCGAUUGGCUGAGAGGAUCAAUAAGGGACGACGUAACGCGGAGGAGGUGGAGCGUGAGACGCGGGUCAUGCAGGAGAUCGAGGCACACAUAGAGGGGGUGGAGCAUAUCCUGAAUCCUCAGAGGAAGUUCCUAAGACAGGAAAUGGUGAUGGAGGCGAAAUCAGUAGGUGGGAAGAAAGAUCGCUCUCUCUUCCUGUUCAGUGAUUUGCUGAUCUGUACGACUCUGAAGAGGAAGUCGGGCUCUUUACGCCGAAGCUCCAUGAGUCUAUAUUCCGCUGCUAGUGUCAUUGACACCUCCAGUAAAUAUAAGUUCCUGUGGAAACUUCCCUUGGAGGAUAUUGAGGUAGUGAAAGGCACAAGUCAGGCCACCAACAGGGAUACAAUCCAGAAAACCAUCAGCCGUCUGGAUGAAGACCUCAGUACCCUCGGCCAAAUCAGCAAGCUAUCAGAGACGCUCAGCUUUCCUCACCAGAGUCUGGACGACGUGAUAAAGGAUCUGAUGGCAUCGGUUCACAGGGAAUUAGCAGAGAAACAGUCCCUGGCGUUCAGCAUGACCUUCUUACCCACCAAACUGGAGCUGAGCACAGCGUCUGCAGACAGCACGUUCAUCUUCGAGUUCAGCAGUCCAGAUGCACGCAGCAACUUCGAGCAGGCCUUUGAGGAGGCCAAAAAAAAGCUUGCUAUGAAUAAAGACGAGUGGGACCCUGAGUUCCUGAAAGCCAUCCCCAUUAUGAAGACCCGCAGCGGCAUGCAGUUCUCCUGCGCCUCACCGAGCCACAGCAGCCCGGAGAACGUGUGUGAGGUGUGGGUGUGUAAUAGCGACGGCUAUGUAGGCCAAGUGUGCGUGCUGAGCAUCAGGGCCGAGCCCACGGUGGAGGCCUGUAUCGCCGUCUGCUCUGCACGGAUCAUCUGCAUCGCAGCCGUGCCGGGACUCAAGAGCAGGGAGCGUGUGGAAUCAAGGCACUCUGCCCCUGCUGUACCGUCUAAGUCUGAGUCACUCCCUGUUCCUUCUGUCCAACCUCAGCUUCACAUCUCCAUCUCUCGCUCCUCUCCGGAGCUCAGUGAUCCUCUUGCUCCAACAGCGCAUGAACUUGGGCCUUUUGAAAGCGACGACUCGGAUGAUGAAGACUCACCGAGCCCCUCGUCCACGCUGCAGAGCCAAGCAUCACAUUCCACCAUCUCGUCCAGCUAUGGCAAUGAUGAGGUAGCAGGCUGUAAGGACAUAGUCCCCGAGACUACCAGUUCGGAGGAGGAGCAGGAGUUCUCCAGUGGGUUUGGGCCACAGCGACUGAGCGUCGACAGCCCAAUGGACGGACGCGCCAUGCGCAGAUCUAGCCGGGGAUCCUUCACCCGCGCCAGCCUGGAGGACCUGCUGAGCAUCGACCCGGAGGCCCAUCAGAGCUCAGUGUGGCUGGGCACUGAGGACGGCUGCAUCCAUGUUUACCAGUCCUCAGACAACAUCAGAAACAGGAAGAACAGCAUGAAGAUGCAGCAUGCGGCCUCAAUCUUGUGCAUCCUGUAUCUCGACAACAAAGUCUUUGUGUCCCUUGCUAAUGGUGAAGUGAUUGUUUAUCAAAGGGAAGCAGGGAGUUUCUGGGAUCCUCAGAGUUCUCAGACGUUGUGUUUGGGUUCCCCGAGCGGCCCUGUCACUAAGAUGGUCCCAGUGGCGGGGAAACUGUGGUGCGGCUGUCAGAACCGGAUUCUGAUCAUCAACACCAGCACUUUAACGCAAGAGCACUCGUUUGCAGUGGGCCAGGACAGCGGACGGUGUGUGACCUGCAUGGUGAGCUAUGGUCAGGGUGUGUGGGUGGCUCUGCAGGGCAGCGCGCAGGUUCGUCUGUACCACUCCACCAGCUAUGAGAGCAUCUUUGAGGUGGACGUGGCACCUGCUGUUCACAAGAUGCUCGCAGGCUCGGAUGCCAUUAUCCGCCAGCACAAGGCUGCAUGUCUGAGGAUCACAGCUCUCCUGGCUUGUAGAGACGUGUUGUGGAUUGGGACGAGUGCCGGGGUAGUGCUCACUCUGCCAGUCCCACCUGUAACCUCCAAUGUAGGGACAGGACCUUUGCGCACUCCACUCAUGCCCACUGGCUCUGCGCACGGCCACACCGGCCACGUCCGCUUCCUCACCUCCAUUGAGCUGCCUGAGGGUUUUGAUGUUCACUUUCCCUCCCAGGCAGAGUCAGAGCUGAGUAGUGAUGGAGGAGUGCAGCAGCGCCGGUCCUCCACCCUCCUCACAGGUAAGUCCACUCUGCUGGUGAUCAGCGGUGGAGAUGGAUACGAGGACUUCAGGCUGAACAGCAGCAGCGAGACAGUCGGACGAGACGACAGCACCAACCACCUGCUGCUGUGGCGUGUGUGAGAGGCUUCACCCACUCCAUAUCAAGGCCCCGUGCCAUGAAACCAGGCUUCAGCCCCUUUCUGGCAGCGUGCUGCUCAAGCCUCUGAACCCUGCUAUCUCUGUGCACGGGUAUGACAGAAACUGAAUGGGUCGUUUCUAUCAUUUUCCUUGUUUCGUCUUGUAAUCAGUCAUCGAGUUGUACUCUCUGUGUGCCACAUGGUGUAAGAAGUGAAUCUCGUGCUGCUUGUGGUGUUUCCCAGUGGGAUAUAUUCGUGUAGCGUGACGCCAAUCUACAGAGAAGAGAUCACUGGAUGGAGAAUGAAGGAGAAAAAGAACAUGAUGUGUGAAACAACUGCAAUGUGGAAAAGGGCUCAAAGCUGAUAUUAUUCUGCUAAACAGAGAGUAUAACUGAAUGAAGAAUAGAGCAGAGAGAAUCUUACAGAUCUAAAGACAUUGAAAUGAAUGAAGACAUUGGAACGAUUUUUUUUGGACACUAAAGACGACUGGAUAUCUCUUGAGUGUUUUCUGUCCUGCCCCUCUUUAGAGAACGAUGGAUGAUGGACUCGUUUACACACAGCGUGAUCAACUACUGCUCCGUCACACUGUGAUCGCGUUCUUGAACAACAAGGUUUUGUCUCGAGCUCCACAAGUGGGAGCGAUACGAGAGUUCGUCUGUACCUAACCAAUGUGCAAUAUAAAGCUAGGGUAUCUACUUAAGACUAUAUUAUAUAUACACACACUCAUACAUGCACACCAACUAAAGCCACACACUUAACCCACCCUACCCAUUUUCCACCACCACAGUGCAGUUGGUUCAGGGAUUUUAAGAAAUGGCCUGAGUGUCCACCAGAUUAAGACCUGAAGUGUUGCGUAAAUUAAAAUAACAUAAAAAAGACAAUGUUAGGUGUGCGUACUUCUGAGUCAAAUCCAUCCAAACCCUUUAGCUAGUAUAGAUAACAAUUACAAUCAAAAAACGAAACCUACGUGUGUUUGUGUCUUGCAUUAUUUUCAGUGUGCCUACAUAUAUAUUAACUACACACUCUUUAUAUAAAAAAAAAAAGAGUUCCUCAAGUGUUCUUUACAUGGUUCUGAGUUACUAAAUGGCUCCUAUUUUGCACACCCUCUUGUAGGGUUGUAGAACCUUUAUGCUUCCCAAGUGAGACAAACUUUGUGUGUUCAAUGAAGCUUCCUCCUGCCCAAGCAUUUAGUUUUACUUAAAUGAUUAUUUUCUGCUCACACCAAUGAUUAAUUGUGGCAAUAUCCUUUUGUGCCAUUUUUCCCCAACAGUAAUUUUCUUAUAGGUUUAAAUCUAGAACUCAAAAAUAGUUUGUCUUUCUGGUAAACCUUUAAAAGCUCUUUAAGAACCUCUUAUGUAUCAAAGAGACUUCCAAGUAGAACCAUUUUAGGAAGCAAAAAAAAAAGAACUGUUGAGGAACCUGCUUUUUUCAGAGUGCACCAUCAUCUCCUUUCGUGAACAUGUAAAUAACUUGAGUUGCUCAAGUUUGUUUCCAUCGUGAUAAAGCGGCUCUGCCCCCAAGCUCCUGCUUCUUGGUUCCAAUCUAGCAGCAUUUAGUUGAGUCUACCAGCUGAGAACCAGCUCUUUUGCAGUGGAAAUACGCAGAAUGGUUAAAGAUUAGGAUCUAGCACUGCGUUGGUGGAAACAGUUCUAAACAUUUCUGUUCUAAUCCUUAUCGCCAUAUUGUCACAAUCACAGCCCACUUCUUUCCAUAUCACCACACUAUUUUCUGUUGUCCAGUUAUUGUUUUUGUGUCCUUUUUUCCUUUUUAUUAUGGAGUCCAGUAGGUCAUAUAAAGGAGCAGCCAAUAUGGCUGUUGUGGUGAAAUUGUGUACAGUAUUUAUGUUUUUGAUUUUAUUUUACAGCACUUAAUUUAUAAAGACUUCUCUUCUGUUACCUAAAAAGGUGAAGCUGGAUGGCUCAUUCAUGCUACUUUGUGGUUCUGUUCAACCGUGCCACUACACAUGCCUCACACACACACAAAAGAAAAAUUCAGGCACAUUUUCAGAAUAGAUAAUACAUCACAAUAUUUAGGUUUGAGUGUCAACGAACUGAUAGUACCAUAUUUAUAGAAAGAACGAAAUAUGAAAAAAGGAAUGACUCGACUAAAAAGUGUUGAGUGUGUUGAAGGCAUCUACACAGAAUCAAACCACACCACUUUUUGCGUGAGCUGAGUUUUAACACUGUUGUUUACAUCAUGCAUUCCUUAACACCAGCAUUAAGCAUUGUUUUUGGUAGUUUAGCUGAAGAAGGAUCAAGUUUAUUUGUUGAAUUUGCACGUUCUGCGUCAUCGGCUUAGAAAGCACUCACACAGGAAGUCCCAGAGGUAAUAGUGCAGUAACAUUAUAGCAGAAAACAGCAGAAAAACAAGUAGCAACGUGUGCACAGUAUAAACGUAGUGCACUAACAAUUUUUACAUUUCCCUGGCUGGGAAAUUCAGCAAAAUGUAUGCACUAUAAAUGCCUCUAAUAUAUACUCGAUGCUCUGAAAGGUGAGGUGCAAAAUACUGGAACUUUGCACUCAAUGGUUAGACCCUGCUUUACAUAGCAAGAGUAGAGUGGAGAAAUCUGAGGGUGUUCUGGUGUAAAUUAUUGAAAAUCAAUGCAAAUUAAUGGAGCAUUUGGAGGUUUGAAGUCAGUAGGUGUUCCUGUGGUCUUGUCAAGUACAUAGUAUGAGAUUUGAGACUCCAUAAUAUCUCAAAACAAAACAAGGCAAAUAAAGCUCACAUCUCUCAUUUUAAUGCACGGAAUAAAAUAUAUAUAUAUAUUAACAACAAGAAAAAUGAAUACUUUUUGAUAAAGGUUUUCUCCAGUGUCAGCACUUUGGAACAGUAAGUUUUCUACCACAGGAAAGUCUUCAUGCUGAAGUUUUUUGUCUUAUUAAUUUCAAGGGAGAGCUUUAAAAAAUAAUAAUAAGGCUGGCGAGGGAACGAUUAUUUAUAUCUGUUACAACAUAAGUGAUCAUAAAAUUAAAAAUAAUAAGUUCAAUAAUAAAUUAGAAAUUUGUAAUCAUUGGCAAAUUGCUGUGGUACAAGAGGAAUAACACACUCCAGGACAUGCUGUUAUAGGAAAUUUGAUAUAGAUUAUUUUCCUGUAACAGCACACUCCAUCAUGCCAUGUUUUAUUCCUUAAAAAUCAGUCUUUAUCUGCUCAUUGUUUAUAAACAAUACCGGAACUGUAUUGACUGCUGGUCUUCUCAGUAACUUCUUACACACAGAGUGGUGCAUUACAGGCUGAAAGUGUAGAAACAAGUUUCGGAAACCGUUUACAAUUAGGACAAUUUGCCAAAUAACCUGACAUUUAGUCCAGGCGUACUACAUGGAAAAAAAAAUUGGGUAUUGGAUUGAGAUCCUGUGGGAGUAACAUGAGUGUUUACUGCAUCCCAUGAGUCACUUUAGAAGACCCCCUGGAAUGUCUUCACGCCAGUAAUUAUUGAAAUUUCAGGAAUGUUCCUGAAUUUGUCUGGUUGCCUUUAAAGAUAAAGAAAGAGAUCCGAACCAUGUUGCUGCAGACGUUUAGUUCUGUUCUUAAAGAUAUUGUCUUGUAUCACUUACAGUAGAAAGAACUAAUGUUUAGUUAUUGUGCUUCCAUAUUUUUUUCAUGUAAUAUAUGUGGCGGCCUGGGAAAACCCUUUGCAUGGUGACAUUUUCCACAUUUUCUACUCUAUAUAGUUUUAACAAUGUUUCUGACCUGACUUUGUUUCUUUUCUCUCUCUUAUUUUUUAUUUAUUUUAUUUUUUUAUUUUUAUUUUGGCAUAAAUCUGAAGCAGAUGUAAAGUGACAGAAUUUUUAAUGUUUCAUUCCAACAAGGACAUAGACAUUUCUUACAGCUGUUAUCUCAUUACGUGCUUACUGUAAGCGAUUAGGUUUAUUUCGAUUUCACUAUGGCGCAUAACUAUCCAACAACUUUACCAAAUUGUGACAUUCUCUGUGUGAGGAAAUCACACUUAGCUUGCAAGGCUUUUAGACAUCUUUAAACAGACUAACUGAUUUUACCACUGCGUCUCCUUACCCAGUGUGAUCUUUGUAUCUGAGUUUUCCCAGACCACUACAUACACACACACACACACAUAAAUAUAUAAGAAUCCAGAGAAAUACUUUCAUAUGUUGUGCAAGCGAAAUAUUUUUUCUUUGGAAUUCAUAUUUCUCUAGAAAUCAACAUAUAUUUCUGUGAAACAAAAUAACUUGCCCAAAACAUACCUUGGAAGCGUCAUUUUUCUAACAGGUCCUUUUAAAUACCAUCUGUGUUUUAUUGUUCUGCAUUUUAAAGUUCAAUUUCAGUUUGUUUUCGGCAGGAGAUGAUAGGAAAGAGAAAGAGUGAGCACUCUCUUCCCACAGGAUAUAACAAAAAGCAGCACAAACUGUAUAUAUAUUUUAUUCCAACCGCUGACCGACAGCAAUAUGUGACAAAAAAGGUUUUGACUCUAAAGUGAUGGUCUGUGUAUAUGCCUGUAUAGAAACUUUGAACUUUAGCUUUGCAUCACUGAUCACAUCUGGGAAAAACCUCAUUCUCACUGAUCUGUCUGGCAGUGAUAUAAGAAUUGAGAGCACAUACCACACCGACGGAGGUACCGUCUCAUUAUCUCGGCUGGAACGGAGUGCCAGUUGGCUGUUUAUUUAGCAAACACUUGCUCUGUGAGAACAUGCGUGUGUGUUUUUUUUAUCAUGCUGGUUUGCGCACAUUGUUAUCCAUGCUGGUUAUCUGCGUGUAAUCUUUGGUCACGGCUGAAUGCUUUGUGUGUGUUUGUGUGUGUGUCAUUCUCAUUCCACUUUCAGCAAUAUAAUUCUGAUUUCAACACAAACGCACACACAUGCACACAUUAAAUCGGUCACUAUAUUUAUUCCCGUCACAAUAUUUGCUGUUAUGAUGUUUUCGUUCACAGUAGAACAUUUGAACUGGUGUGAAUAUUUUGGUCAGAUUUGAAUGUCUUGAGUGUUUUGCAUGUCCUGGUUUUACUGAGUGACAAAUUUGUUCAGCCAGUCUGGAAGACAAUAAUGUAACAUCACUACUAGUCUUUCUUUUCUUGGUACCUUCAGCUUGGUGUAGGUAGUGUUUCACUUAAAACUGCUUUAAUCUACACAAUAUAAUGCAUCGAAAACAUUAGCUAAUCAACCCAUCUAUUUAGAUAGUGUACUAUGCUUAACACGGGGGACAGUGUGGCUUAGUGGUUAACACAUUUGCCUCGCACCUUCAGGGUUGGGGGCUGGAAUCCCGCCUCGAAUCCCUGUGCUUCGGGGGUUUCCUCCGGCUAGUGCGGUUUCCACCCCUAGUGCAAAGACAUGAAUUGUAGGCUGGUUGGCAUUUCCAAAUUGUCUGUGUUGUGUGUGUGAUUGUUCCCUGCAAUGGGUUGGCACCCCAUCCAGUGUGUCCUUCGCUUCAUGCUCCAAGUUCCAUGGGAUAGGCUUCUCCACGACCCCUUUACGAUAAGCGGUACAGAAAAUGGAUGGAUGGAUGGACUAUGUUUAACCCAGCAUUGCCUGCAAACUAAUUAGCUCUAGGGAUGCAUCAGAUUGCUGUCUUUUGUUAAUUAGUGCGACAACGUACACUAGGCUUACACUAGUCAUAUAGUAUCAUGAGGUAUUAGCUGCUGGUACCGGAGCAUUUUUUAACAGUACAAAUAAAAGACCAUGGUACUGGACUGAUCCAUCCCUGCUUAGCUUGGCUAACAUUAACAUUACCUCUAAAGUUACCCAAAUACCUAGCUAAUGUUGCAUCAAAAGUAGCCAAGUUUGCUAGCCAGACAGUUAGCAUUAGGUAAACUUGUUGUGUAAGGAAUUACUGCGGUGCAGUGGGUUGCAUUCCCACUUCAAAGCUGGUGUGUCCUCAGUUCUCAAGCUCUGGUUACUCUCUUUAUGGAGUUUUGCGUGUUCUCUGCAUGUCUUUCUGCUUGUCCAGUUUUCUCCCACCUCUCAAAAACAUGUCAGUACGUGGAUUGUUUAUGCUAAAUUGCCCCAAGUGUAAAGUUGUUUCCGGUGUAUAUUCCCAUCUCAUCCCAGUGUUCCUAGGCUCCAGAGCCACCAUGACCCUUACCAGGAUAAAGUUGUUAAUGAAGAUGAAUGAAUGAAUUGUAUUGUGUAAUUAACACUAGCCAAGUUACCUAACAAGCUAGCUAACAUUUAAGUAAUCUGUUAUUGGUUGAUGUUAUAUUAUCAAGUUUCCGAUUGGCUGAACCAUUUUAACUUAACCUGUUAAAUUCCCAGGAGCCAUCUCUCUUGCAACUACACACAUUUUGCUAUUAGUUUGAGUGUUGUUACUGAAGAAAUCCUAGUACUUACUAAAUCAUAUGCUUUAAGAUAAAGAACUGAAUAAUAUUCUGAGAUUUUAAGGAGUUGAGCUCUACCCCUAUCAAAUAGGGAUGACUAUCACUUUGCAAAAUCUGUGUGUGUGUGUGUGUGUGUGUGUGUGUGUGUGUGUGUGUGUGUGUGUGUGUGUGUGUGUGUGUGUGUGUGUGUGAGAAAGCUGCCAGCUUUGUAUAGAUGCUAGUGUUACAAACGUGUGUUUUGGUGUGUUGUAUCUCCACAUAUGGAAAAAUCACACACUAUAGGGCUGAUGAUUUUGUGGCAUUUAUAAGAAUCGUUUGCUUUAUUUCACACAGUGAACAUGUCUAGAGAAGCAUAUUUUCAUAUGAUAGCACAUAAACGAGCAGAAAGUCCAUCAGAUCCGUAACUCCAGUGUGUUUGUAAGUAGCCUUCCAGCCAUUUUUUUGUGAAGGAAGUCAUUGUGUUUAUUGUAAAUUUGGAUAUAUUGCCUUUUUUUUCUGUACAUAAUGCUCUGUCUACAAUUGUUGAUAUGAAUCUGAUGGCAUAUUUUUUAUAUACUUGUUUAAGUUGUCUGGUCCCCCCCCUCCCCCCCCUUUCAGCAUGUCCCUCUGUGCUGCCAUAUUUAAAUAACUGUCGUAUUUUAGAAGAAGUGUCUCGCCUCUCUGCAGCUCCUGUUCCAAUCCUCAUGGUCUCUUCACUGCUUUUCCUUGUUAUGGUUCUUGUGGGUUUCUUUGCCAUUAAAAAUGAUCACUGGUUGCCAGA
Ictalurus punctatus (channel catfish) is the source of this 14717-nucleotide messenger RNA. Its product is annotated as rho guanine nucleotide exchange factor 17. Lineage: Eukaryota; Metazoa; Chordata; Actinopteri; Siluriformes; Ictaluridae. The record is from RefSeq and is a predicted model, not a curated record. Gene Ontology annotation, biological process: actin cytoskeleton organization. Gene Ontology annotation, molecular function: protein binding; guanyl-nucleotide exchange factor activity. Bases 520 to 7701 code for a protein of 2393 amino acids. The transcript has 20 exons.